This is a messenger RNA of Pseudopodoces humilis (Tibetan ground-tit), 2769 nucleotides long. It is a transcript of the gene INSYN2B, whose product is annotated as inhibitory synaptic factor family member 2B. The record is from RefSeq and is a predicted model, not a curated record. NCBI's taxonomy places the organism in Eukaryota, Metazoa, Chordata, Aves, Passeriformes, Paridae.
AUGUCAAAUGAAAUGGGUCGCAGAGAAACACGUUACUUACAAACUUUAAACUGUGACUCAAUGGCCCAGCAAAACAUGAAAAUGCGUCCAGUGCUGCUGAAAAGGAACAGUCUGGACUCGGCAGAUUUUAUGAGACACCCCCAGCACCGCAGGAGCAAAUCCCAGCAAGUUCGGUUCAAGGAUGACGGUGUCAGCACCAAGGCACAGCUGGAAGCUCAUCCUGCCCAAGACACAGCAUUCUCAACUGGAAAACCAGAAAUAUUUAGGGAUCACAAUUUUUUGCUAGCUCAGUCUCCAACUUUUCCAAGGGCUCAGAAGGGGCUUCGGAAUAUUGCCAUACAAACUUCUCCCAGCCUCAGGAAACACUUCCCGGUCUUUAAAAGGAAAAAGCUGACGGUAAGCAAGUCGCUGACAGAAAUGCCAGCGGAGCCUGCAAACCCUAUCCAGGUAAAUGGCAAUCUUUGCGAAGCAGACAUUCUGUCCUCAGAGCUCUGUUACCUGAGGAUAAGUAAUCACUUGGAGGAUGGAUGCAGGAAUAGCGAGGUGGGCUUGGCUCAAAGGUCAUCAAAAGCACAAAGCAAUGGACCGAAGUACUCGGACGAUUUCUCAGCCUCAGACAAGACAACUGCGUCUACACAGGUGCCUGAAUACAUUCAUGUGAGUUUUCCACAGGACAGAAACGUUCCCCUGGAUGCACCAGACACGACCACAGUUUUGAGUAAUUCACUACACUCUUCUACCGUCAUCAACAGCAGCGAAAGUCAUGAAAACAGCACACUGUCAUCUGAUUCUGAAAGAGCAGAGCCCUGCCUAAGCAAUUCUGUGAGCUGCAGUGAAUGGAACCCCCACUCUGCUGCUCGUGAAACGGAGAAAAGCGACCCUGAGCUGCCUGUAGCCAGUAGAGAUGCCAGCAGUAAGGAAAGCACUCCCCUGUCACCCCCAUCAAAUCACAGCUCAUCUCCUUGUUUCCUCAGAGACUGUCACCAGGCAGGAGAGCACAAGCCAGAUUCCAGCUGCGUGACGUUACCAAGUGAUGAUCACCCAACAGUGGCACUGGCCAGCAGUAACGCACCAAAACCACGGCUGUCAUGGAACACUGAAAUGGAGAAAAAUUCCACCCAGUCAGAUGUUUCCCAGUCCAACAGCUGUUUAGAAGGAUUUCACAUAAAGUCUUAUCCGCCAAGGAAUGAAAUAAACCUGCAAAGCAACAAAGAGAUUAACGAAAUAAAUCAAAUUCACUUGGCACAUGGCGAACUCUGUGCCCUACAAGGCAGGCUGCAGUCUGUAGAGGAAUCCUUGCAGUCGAACCAGGAGAAGAUUAAAGUCCUUUUGAAUGUAAUCCAAGACCUGGAAAAAUCCAGAGCCCUCAGUGAAGGGCGAAACUUCUACCACACUGGGCAGGACCUCAACAACUGCAGCACCUGUCAGAACACGGCGUGCAUCAUUUACAGUGUAGAAUAUGACUUCAGACAACAAGAAGGAAGAUUUCAUCAGAUUUUGAAAACACUGGACAAUGCAGAGCAAAAUCCAGCUCCAGCUUCACCUCAGAAGCCUCCACCUGAUCCUCCAGCUCCCGAGAAAAAGGAGUUAAGGAGAAAAACAAAAAAGGUGAAAAGAAAAUGCUUCUGGUGGAUUUGACUUCCUCAUGCAUCCUUUUACAUUUCAAAAGACACUAAAACAGAAAGAGCCUGAGAGCACACACCUGAAAAUGUGCUAUUAUGAAAUCAAAAAGGUUAAGAAUGUUUAAUUAGUGUACCUGAAAAAUCAAAAUAAUUGAAUUUAAUUAAAUCAGCUCACUGAAUAAAGGUGCAUGAAGAUACAAUUUUCAAGAAAAGGAAUUGUUUCUUUCAAAAGGAAGUUCUCAUUUUUUUCCAAGGACACUUUCAUAUGCUUUGUAAAGACCUUUUUUUCAACUUUCCAAAAAUAACAAGUUUUAAAUCUCUACUUUAAAAAACAAUGGUAGACAAAGCUAAGCAUGUCACAUGGCCUUCAUUUCCCAUUUAUAAGCAACGUGGACUAAAAGGAAAAAAAACUUCAUCGAGCUUUGAACAAACCACAUAAUCAAGAACAAAUUCAGGGAAACCUAAAUUGUUCAAACAAAUCUCUCCUCAAAGGAGACAAUUAUAAUUAUUUCAUAUCCCCAUUGAAAUAAUUUUGUUGCUGUCAUCUAAUAUUGAACAACAAACAAAAGAAUUUCAGCUUAAGUUUUAACUCUAUCCUUUUCUUUGUUCAUUAUAAAAAGCCACCAUUUAGAAGUUUCAGCCAUUUAAUGGACUUCUCUGAAAAGAACUGGGGAGCUGUAAAACAAGAGAAGGUCACAGUAACUCUUGUCUUAAACCCCUGCUCAAGCAAGGUCAGUUCAGUGAAUUUGAGUCGUAUCUCCAAAGACAAGAAUCCUCAGCUCCUUGGGAAAGGCUGUUCCAGGGUUUUUCCCUAACAUCUACUCUGAACCUCCUGCAUUCUGGUUUGUGUCCACUACACCUGGCUCUGUCCAAGUACACCUGCAAGAAGAGCUCCAUGGAUAAUGAGUCCUCUCUCCUAAAUCUUCCAAAAGACUGAACAAACCCAAUUGUCAUUGUCUCAUCUCCCACGCUGCAGCCACAGCCAUCCUGCUGAUGUCCCUGCAGUCAGCUGAUGUCUUUCACACACCUGGAAGCCUAAAACUGGACACAAUCCCUCAGAGGUCAUCACACAAUUUCUGGAUAAAGAGGAAUAACUAUUUUGGCUACUGUCUAACUGAAUCAUUUGCCCAGUCCAUCCAUUUAAGAU